Molecule: messenger RNA, 426 nt
Organism: Suillus paluster
Lineage: Eukaryota; Fungi; Basidiomycota; Agaricomycetes; Boletales; Suillaceae
Exons: 1
Source: RefSeq, a predicted model, not a curated record
CCACCUUAUCUCCCCCAUCAAAAAAAACACCCUUUUGCCAUUGAACCAAAGACCUCGAACGAGAUUUUACUGCUUGCAUUUCUCCGCGAAACAGAAGCCACCAACAUCACACUAAAGCGCUGUGUCCUCGAGCUUCAGGCCAUGAAUAUCCUGAAUGAGAGGUAUUGCAAGGUCCUUUGUGGACAGCUUGCAAAUCAGGAAGCGAAAAAGCGAAAAGGGAAGGAGAAAGGAAAGUUGAUGGGCAACAGUUUGUUGUGUUUCCUUUCUGGUGAUGAGUUCUACAAGAAAGUUGUUGAAUUUAAACACGAGCAGAAAAAGUGCAUCACCGAGAAGAAAAUGAGGAAAGAAGAAUGCGAGAAGAGGGCCAAAGGACUGGCAGUGUGGAAACAUCUUGAAGAUGAGCACAAGAUGGAGAACAAGGACUGA